Poecilia reticulata (guppy) is the source of this 4096-nucleotide messenger RNA. RefSeq names its product MAP/microtubule affinity-regulating kinase 4b (gene mark4b). The record is from RefSeq and is a predicted model, not a curated record. Gene Ontology annotation, cellular component: cytoplasm. Gene Ontology annotation, biological process: microtubule cytoskeleton organization; protein phosphorylation; intracellular signal transduction. NCBI's taxonomy places the organism in Eukaryota, Metazoa, Chordata, Actinopteri, Cyprinodontiformes, Poeciliidae. Gene Ontology annotation, molecular function: tau-protein kinase activity; protein binding; ATP binding.
GUGGGGGGUGGGAGGGGAGCUAAUCUAGAGGAGGGGUAUUUCUGCUGGAGACAUCAUGAGGUUACCGGUUUGUUUUUAACGGAUCACCUUAAUCUGGAUCACCGUCUGGGUGACCUGUGCUGCCUUCACGGACUGUAAGAAAUGAGGAUUGUAAAGACUUUCUCCUACUUCUCAUAACCCUGGAUUUUUUUUGGUCUUGUUUGGAACAAAGUGUGAACAAAAGGAAAAACUGAUUCCCCAGUUAUUUUUAUUUAUCGCCUGGAGGACUCGCUCAGGGAAGAACAAUGUCUUUACGGACUGCACUACCUGGGAACGAGCGGAACCAGGACCAUCAUGCCUCCCUGUCGGCCAGCCGCUCGGAUAAAGGUACGGGCUGGUCGAGCCGCUCGCUCGGCGCCCGCUGUCGAAACUCCAUCGCCCUGUGUUCGGACGAGCUGCCGCACAUCGGGAACUACCGACUGCUGAAAACCAUCGGCAAGGGCAACUUCGCCAAAGUCAAGCUGGCCCGCCACAUUCUGACGGGCAGAGAGGUUGCCAUAAAGAUCAUCGAUAAAACCCAACUUAACCCAACCAGCCUGCAGAAGCUGUUUCGAGAGGUACGCAUCAUGAAAACCCUGAACCAUCCCAACAUAGUCCAGCUGUUCGAGGUGAUUGAGACGGAGAAGACCCUUUACCUCGUCAUGGAGUACGCCAGCGGAGGCGAAGUGUUCGACUACCUCGUGGCUCACGGCAGAAUGAAAGAGAAAGAGGCCAGAGCCAAAUUCAGACAGAUUGUUUCUGCUGUUCACUACUGUCACCAGAAGAAUAUUGUUCACAGAGACUUGAAGGCGGAGAACCUGCUGCUCGACGCCGACUCCAACAUUAAAAUUGCCGACUUCGGCUUCAGCAACGAGUUCACUGAAGGCAACAAGCUGGACACCUUCUGCGGGUCGCCGCCGUACGCCGCGCCGGAGCUUUUCCAGGGGAAGAAGUACGACGGCCCAGAGGUGGACAUCUGGAGCCUGGGCGUCAUCCUGUACACGCUGGUCAGCGGGUCGCUGCCGUUCGACGGCCAGAACCUGAAGGAGCUUCGGGAGCGGGUUUUACGAGGGAAGUACCGCGUCCCCUUCUACAUGUCCACAGACUGUGAGGGGAUCCUGCGCCGCUUCCUGGUCCUGAACCCCGCCAAGCGCUGCUCCCUGGAGCAAAUAAUGAAAGAUAAGUGGAUUAACGUUGGUUACGAAGGCGCCGAGCUGAAGCCCCACGUUGAGCCUGAGGAGGACUUCAGCGACAGCGGCCGCAUCGAUGUGAUCGUAGGGAUGGGAUUCGACAGAGAGGAGGUUCGAGAGUCGCUGGUAAAACACAAAUACAACGAGAUCACUGCCAUGUACCUGCUGCUGGGACGCAAGACAGAGACGGACGGCGCCGAGUCUCGGUCGGCCAGCAGCCUGAGUCUGGCUCGCGUCCGGCCCAGCGCCAUCACCAACGGGAUGAGCAAACACUCCACCUCCUCUUCCUCGUCCGGAGCUCAGUCUUCCUCCUCCGGUCACAAGCCUCAGCGCAGCGCCUCGACGUACCACCGCCAGAGACGACACUCCGACUUCUGCGGUCCAGCUGCUCCGGGGUCGGCUCACCCCAAACGGAGCCCCAGCGGCGUGGGCGAGACGGCGGUCCUCAAAGAAGAGCGGCUCUCCGUACGCAAGCCGAGCGGCUCCACUGUGGGCUCCCGUAGCAUCCCAACCCCGUCCAGUCCCAUGGUUAGCUCCGCCCACAACCCCAAUAAAGCAGAGAUCCCCGACAGACGCAAGGAGGUCAAUUCGACUGUGAAUAACAUCCCUGCCAGUGCCAUGACUCGCAGGAACACGUACGUGUGCACGGACCGGUCCGGCGCCGACAGACCAUCGCUACUGCAAAACGGCAAAGAAAACAGCACCUUAUCCCACCGCCUGCCACCGGCCUCGCCCUCCUCCCACAGCAUCGCCGGCGCCUCCGGCGUCUCGUCCGCCACGCCGUCAUCCCGUCUCUCCAGAGGAUCCACGGUGAGGAGCACUUUCCAUGGGGGUCAGAUCAGAGACCGCCGGCCUCCGUCUCACGCCCCACCGGCGUCCCCAACGCUGUCUCACGAUGCGAGCCCGCUGCCCCACGUCAGGAGCCGGGCCCCAUCCAACCUGCUCAGCAAGAUCACCUCCAAGCUGACCCGCAAGGUCACUCUUGACCCUUCUAAACGUCCGAGCUCAAACAAGUCCGUGUCGGGCUGCACCCUCCCGCAGGGGACAAAAACAGUUAGGUCACAGACCAACCUGAGAGAAUCAGCAGAUCUCCGGUCACAAGCCUCAGCUGCUCCAGCCCAGUCUCCGGGUAAAAGCAGCAGUCGCCAUCUAUCUGGGCAUCAAAAAGCGGCCGAGCCCCGGACCCCCCGAUGCGGAUGGGAUGUGAGGGUCCGGAGCCCCCGGGACCCGGCCGAGGUGGUUCUGGCCCUGCGGGAGGCGGCGCAGGGCUGCGGCUGCCAGGUCCACUUGGCCGGCCCGUUCCUCCUGUCCUGCACCCAUGGCGCGGCCGGAGCCCGCGUGGCCUUUGAGGCCGAGGUCUGCCAGCUGCCCAACGGGCCGGGCCAGAGCGGCGUGAAGUUCAGGCGCCUGUGGGGGGCGCCAUUGGCCUUCAGAGACAUCGCCGCCAAGGUGUCAAAGGAGCUGGAGCUCCGAGGUGAGGCGGGUAGGUGACAGACUGACACCUCCAGGAAAACACCCGCAGCUCCCAGACUCCUCCCACUCACAGCCAGACGGACUAAAGAUGGCCCUUUGACCUCCGACCCCCCCUGAGCUCACACAUACACAGCUUGAGGCCAUAGAGUUGGACUUUCUUUUUUGCUCAGAUUUAACUUCAGGUUGCUGAGAAUGACGGAAAACGUGUUGCUGUUUCUGUCGCUUGUCAUCAUUCCUUUUUAAAGAGCUGCUAUUUAAAUGUUUUUUUAAUUAUUUUCCUGUGUAAUAAGUUCAUUUUUUUUGCUUAGUGCUUUUAAAAUAGGAGGAAAUUGACGACUGUUAAUAUUGGAAGCAGAUGUCACAGAGGAAACCUCCGGCCACUAGGGGGAGACAUGCAGAAAUGCAGGGACUGCCAACAGACUAACUGGAGCGUAGUUACGUUUCCUCUGUCUGGAUACCUGCUGAAAAGUUUGCUCCACCAUUUUGUCAUGGUAAAAAGUAAGUACACCCUCCUACAGCUAUAAAGUUUGCCAUAUAAGGACAUAAUGACAAUGUUUUGGACUUUCAAAUUGUCAUUAUUUAUUAAACGAAUAGGAAGCCAAGAUAAAGAAAACAUUGUAAGGGUGUAUUUAGUGCAUUUAGUUUUUCCAUACACAUCUUUCCAUUGGGGUUUCAUUUAGUUUGAUGUAUGUUUACUGUCAUUCAAUCUUUAGUGUGAUUCUCUAAACUUGAGGUUUGAUACAAAUAUUUUUGAAUCUAAUAAACAUCAAAUCACUUUAUUUUGUCUUGUUACUUAUAACUCUAGAAUUAAAGGAGGGUGUACUUUCUUUUUAUCGUAGUUGGCAAGUGAGCAAAACUGCCAAGUUUAAAAAAAUAUAUAAUAAUUAAAUUAAUUGAGCUCCUUCCCAACACUAAGCUUCAGUUAAUAAUGAAACUGUUUUUUUUUUGUUUGUUUUUUUUACAUCAUCAUUAUUAUGAAUUACUUUUACUGCACCAAUAUAAUUCAACAUGGAAAUAAUUUGAAAGAGAUGCCAGAGAUUUGGAUCAAACAUCCAAAUCUCACUUUGAUGUAACAACUAAGAUGCAAAAGAUUCUCCAUUUUGUUUUAUUUUAGGUACUUUAUUGCUCAUCUGUAAGAAGAUCUACCAAUGUUUGUAGAGUUUCUCUGAUUUCUGGUUUCCGUCAGCGUCUGAAAAUGUCAAGCUGUGAUUUAGAGGCUAUUUGUUCGACUUUCUGUUUGUUUACUGCUCUGCCUCAUCGCCCCAAAAUGUUCUCAGACUAAUCCAUGCUUCAAGACCACUGAUUACUUAAAUCCAACGUACCGCCGGCUGAGACACCAGAAACGACCGACUUGCAGUCCUGCAUGUCUCCUAGGAUAUAAUGUGUGACACGAAAUAAAAACCUUCAACCUCUGA